Messenger RNA from Neoarius graeffei (lesser salmon catfish), 2634 nucleotides. RefSeq names its product leucine-rich repeats and guanylate kinase domain containing (gene lrguk). Gene Ontology annotation, cellular component: cytosol. The record is from RefSeq and is a predicted model, not a curated record. The transcript is spliced from 20 exons. NCBI's taxonomy places the organism in Eukaryota, Metazoa, Chordata, Actinopteri, Siluriformes, Ariidae. Gene Ontology annotation, molecular function: protein binding; GMP kinase activity. The coding region runs from base 34 to 2400 and encodes 788 amino acids.
UUUGAAGGAAUAAGCCAAGUUUAGUAAACACACAUGCCUGUUUCUGUUCAGAAUGAGUCUAAGGCUGAGUUAUCCGCCCAAACAGCAGGAAAUCCCCCGGAGUCCCGGGACCAAGGCGACAGAAACACAACAGAACCUCGAAUGACAGCCGAACCCACAAGUCCUCAGCCUGAGGGGAAGGAGAAGGAAGAGGAGCAGAAAGACAUGGAGGGUGGUGAACUGACUGCAGAUGAAGUGUCUAAACAUCUCUCCAACCUGGGUCGCUCAGCUACGGGACUACAACAUGUCUACCUGUCCCUCUCUAUACCUAGGAAAAGUUUGGAAAAUGUAUCUGUUUUGUCCAACUACAUCCAUCUUCAACAACUUGAACUCCCCAACAACAAAAUAAAAGAUUUAUCCUGCGUGAGCCACAUGCCAUACCUUAUCAUGCUCAACGCUUCCCACAACGAAAUUUCCGACUUCUUUGGAUUCCAACCGCCUAAAAAUCUCAAGGAAGUGGAUUUCUCUCACAACCACAUUUCUUCAAUGAAGGAUUUGUCAGCCUAUACUUAUCUUCGCAAGUUAAUUCUAAACUAUAAUUCCAUCAGUGAAAUCCAAGGGCUGGAGAAGUGCAUCAGCCUGACUCACCUCAGCAUGGAGCACAACAAGAUCUUGCGUCUCAGUGGCCUCAGAAAUCUGCCACUCAGACAGCUCUGCCUGAAAGGGAAUCUGAUAAAAAGGAUUGAGAAUUUACAAACACUCCGGAGUCUGCAGAUCCUGGACUUGUCUUCUAACAGAAUUCAAAGCCUGUCUGGUCUUCAGGACCUCCACCACCUGGGAAACAUUAAUCUUGAAAGCAAUAUGAUUGGUGAGAUCAAAGAGUGUACACAUGUGCAACAUCUUCUGCUACUGAGAGAACUGAAUCUCAAGAGAAACCCAAUACAAGAACAACCUGACUACAGACUGGCUGUAAUCUUCAUUCUCAGUCACCUGACUGUUUUGGAUGAACAGCCUGUGCCUGUUGAGGAAAAGGUGUCAGCUGUGAACAAGUACAAUCCAUCGCUCGAGGUGGUGGCAGCCAGAGAUCACAUGACCCAAACAGUGUACCAGCACAUGCAACCACAAAGCAUCUUUGACAGCACCCUGCCCAGUCUAGAUACGCCAUACCCCAUGCUGAUCCUCACAGGGCCUCAGGCAUGUGGAAAGCGGGAGCUGGCCCAUAAACUGUGCCAUGAAUAUCGUGACUACUUUGGCUAUGGGACUUGCCAUACCACCAGGGGGCCCUACUUUGGGGAGGAAGAUGGCUCUGACUACCACUUUGUCCAGGAAGAAGAAUUUCAAAACAUGAUUCAUAUGGGUAGCUUUGUGCAGACGAUGCAGUAUGGAGGGCAUUGGUAUGGCUUGUCUCGAGAGGCCAUUGAGUGCGUGGCCAGAGAGGGGCUUGCCUGCUGUGUUCAUAUGGAACUGGAGGGUGUGUUUAGUCUGAAAACCUCAUACUUCGAACCCAGAUACAUCUUGCUGCUCCCGACUAGAACUGAGGACUACAUUUCAAACAUGAAGGCCAGAGACAUUUACACUGACAGCCAGAUAGAGAAAGCCGUGUCACGGAUCGACCUCUACACCAAAAUCAACAGAGAGCGACCCGGCUUCUUUGACAGCGUGAUCCUCUGCGAUGAUCGCAAAGAGGCUUACAGUGCUCUGAGGCAGCUUAUAAAACAGUACCUGGGUCUGGACGAGCAGGAGAAAGAAGGUGGGCGGAGCACCGGAAUUACGCCGCAAAAUACCACCACAGAUGAGGGUCAUGAGUCUACAGUGUCCAAGACACUAGAAACUAACCCCACAGAUGCCUACAGCCAAAAUUGCUACAGUAAAGUCCAAACCAGGCUGCUGCCUCAGAAAACCUCAGCAGAACUGGCUUCUAUCCAGAGGAGACAGCAGAUGGUUCGAGAAGCCCUGGUGGGUAAGAUUCCCAGGGCUUACACACAGUUCUUUAAAAGCUAUGUUCAUACAACUCCGUUCUUACUGGCUCCUCAUUCUCAGUCUGCUGACCAUAACGAGGACAGCAGCUCAGAGGAAUCCUGCACCAGUUCUGGCCUGUCCAUGAACAGCUCAGCAGGGGUACUCUGUGUGGAAAGCCCAGCUGAUGGCUUGGAUGCAGGGUCAGAGCCAAAGGUAGAGCCUCUGGAUGUCUCCCUGUUGGGGCAAAACCUGGAAACACUCAAAGAUCACAUGGAGCCAGGUCUGAGCCCAGAUUCGUCACGCUCAGCUCCCGAGCAAGCGUCCCCGACUGUGGUCUCCUCUCCAGGACGUCCAGGCUCCAACGCCAAACCCAUUCUUCCCCCCAUCCCGCUGGGACGCAAAGCCGCUGAAUCCGGAACUAAGCAACAGUUGACAGGGCAGGCAGGACAGGUGGAGGAGUGAUAGCUGAAAGAGCAAGGAAUAGGAAUGAGUUUAUUGAUGGUAGUAGAAGGUAAUACAUAAUUCUAAUAGAGUCAAGAACCUGUAUAGAACAUGUACGGUAGUCCAUUGUAACAUCAGAGUCGAGUUAACCCCCCAUGGUCUUCUGUAGCUCAUAAUGAGAGUACUGAUGUAAAACUUUAAAAGCUGCAUCUUCCCUGUUUGAUUUGCUGAAAAGCCCGAAGGCUCACUAUAGAU